AUGCUUGUCCGCGCACUUGUCCAUGCACGGUGGCAAGAAACAGCUACCUUACGCAGGUUUAUUCAGCAUCCAGGAUGUAAAAGAGAUUUGUCUUCCGGAAGUGAUGGAACUGCGGAAAAGAAACCGUCAGCGAAGGCAACUGCCGAUGAGUUGACAGUGUUGCCGUUCCUGCAGCGCCCACUCGGUGUGAAGGAGAGACCUUUGCCUGUCCUGAAAACAUGGGCGGACACCAGGGAGGAGCUUAUGAAUCAGGAGACGCGUUUGGCACAAAGAGAGCACCUGGUGAAAGAAGCCACGAAGGGCUAUUUUACUGAUCUCAAUGCAACGAGGAGACACGGUGGUAAGACGUGGAUAGCACCUAAUGUGAUGAUCCGCGAGGAUAAAGCAUUUUAUUUCCCAAACAUUGUCGGGUCGAGUCUGGAUACGAAAUCUAAGAAACAUACCGCCAGUAUGUGUGAAGGUCGUAUCUCUGUUAUAUCCAUGUUGUCUAGCCAGGAUAUACACGUGAAUGGUUUCACGACACCGACAAAUGAGAGAUAUCUCUCGAACCCCAUGUACCAAUAUGUGCAGAUAAACUUGCAAGAAAACCUUCUAAAGUCCUUUCUCGUGUCGCUAUUUCUUUCAUCGAUAGCCAAGUCGGUCCCCCAAGAACUACAUUCGACAUACUUGGUGUCGAGUCAAAACAUGGAAUUCGUGCGCGAGCACCUUGGUAUGGUAAACAAACACAUCGGAUACGUCUAUCUUGUGGAUGACAACCUCAAGGUCAGAUGGGCUGGUUGCGCAGAUGCCAAGGUAGAGGAAACGAAUGCACUUGAGCAAUGUACGGGAGUGCUAUUAAGCAGACUAGAAAAGAAAAGAUCUGCCAAAGCCCCACGAUAG
Molecule: messenger RNA, 879 nt
Organism: Suillus bovinus
Lineage: Eukaryota; Fungi; Basidiomycota; Agaricomycetes; Boletales; Suillaceae
Product: ATP10 protein-domain-containing protein
Exons: 4
Coding region: 1-879 (292 amino acids)
Biological process (GO): mitochondrial proton-transporting ATP synthase complex assembly
Cellular component (GO): mitochondrial inner membrane
Source: RefSeq, a predicted model, not a curated record